This is a messenger RNA of Cuscuta europaea, 1865 nucleotides long. The record is from the annotation of a GenBank genome assembly. Lineage: Eukaryota; Viridiplantae; Streptophyta; Magnoliopsida; Solanales; Convolvulaceae.
CUUAUGAGUAAGGAGGGAGCAAACGCCAACAAACUUCAUUUUUUCAGAACCUUUAUGAGCAAGGAGGGAGUAUUUAUUUAUAGGCCUGGAUUAGAGACGCAUUCCUCCAUAUCUUAUCUUCCAUACCGGAAGUGAGUCCUCAUCUAAGAGAAGUAUUAGGAAAUUGCAGAAACUUAUGGAUCCAAUGCUGAUUGGGGUUCUAAUCGUCUUGGCCUCUAUUCUCAUCCUAUCCACAGCCCGUUUGUUCCACAGCAAGAAGAAAAUAUCCCGGAAUCUCCCCCCGGGCAGCUUCGGAUGGCCGGUGGUCGGCGAAUCGCUGGAGUUCCUCCGCUUAAGCCGGGAAGGGAGGCCGGAGAAAUUCGUGGCGGACAGAGUGAGCAAAUACAAGUCUGGGGUGUUCAAGACUUGCUUGAUGGGCGAGGCGGUGGCUGUGCUGAGCGGCCCGGCGGGGAACAAGUUCCUGUUCAGCAACGGGAACAAGCUGGUGGCGACGUGGUGGCCGGCUUCCGUGCAGAAGCUGCUGGGAGUGUGCCUGACGACUAGCGGCGGCGAGGAGGCGAAGCAGAUGAAGAAGCUGAUGUCAUACUUCGUAAGCCCGGCGGCUCUCCAGCAGCUGUACAUCAAAGAUAUGGAUUUUGUCACGCAGCAGCAUCUUCAGGCUCACUGGCACGGUGAUGAGACAGUGAAAGUGUUCCAUGUUGUGAAGUUGUAUACUUUUGAACUAGCUUGUCGCUUCUUUAUGAGUGUUGAAGACCCAAACCAAAUAAACAAGCUUUCGGUCCUAUUCACCAUUUUCCUCAAGGGAGUCAUAUCACUGCCCCUGAAUGUCCCAGGGUCGAGAUUUUAUCGCGCAACAAGAGCCACUACUCUAAUUAGGGAAGAACUUCUUACGAUUGUGAAAAAGAGAAGAGAAACGAUGAGGCAGAAUGGAACUUCAAUUGCCAAUGAUCUUCUCUCACAUUUGCUUCUCACACCGGACGAUGAUGGGAACUUUAUGUCUGAGUUGCAUAUAGUGAACAAUAUAAUCAUGCUUUUGUUUGCUGGCCAUGACACUUCCAGUGUGACUAUCACAUUGCUCGUAAAGAAGCUCGGGGAGUUGCCUCAUGUUUACGAGAAGAUCCUUCAAGAGCAAAGAGAGAUUGCAUCAUCAAAAGAAGUUGGAGAGUUUCUUAAUUGGAAUGACAUACAAAAGAUGAAGUAUUCAUGGAAUGUUGUUUCUGAAGUCAUGAGGCUAUAUCCUCCUGUCUUUGGAGCUUUCAGAGAGGCACUUGAGGACAUCACUUAUGAAGGUUAUGACAUUCCCAAAGGUUGGAAGUUUUACUGGAACGCUCCGAUUACACAUCUCAAUAAGAUUUUUUUCCAAGACCCGACUAACUUUAAUCCAUUGAGAUUUGAAGGAGAUGGACCUCCACCUUACACAUACGUCCCCUUUGGAGGAGGACCACGAAUGUGCCUUGGUAAAGAGUUUGCUCGGUUGGAGAUACUUGUUUUUUUACACAAUCUGAUUAGGAGAUUUAGGUGGAGCUUACUUGUGCCCCAAGAGAAAGUGCAAUAUGAUCCCAUGCCCAUUCCUGUGGAAGGUCUUCCUAUUUGUCUUCAUCAGCAUAAAUUGUGAAAGAUUACACUCUUCUUAAUUGGCACGAGAAAGAGAUGUGAGAUAAUACGUUGUUUUUCUCUUUACUUUUAUAGAACUUUUUUUGAACUUCUUUUGUAGAACUUUAUAAUUUAAUAAACAUUAUUAUCCUUGACUAAAUUUUAUUUUAUUUUUGAUGUGUUAGUUUUAUUUGUACAUAUUGUAUUAAAUGUAAUAAACAUUGAAAAAAUAAUGUCUAAAGUUUUACAUUCUUUGCUCUUUCAAAAAACAA